AUGGCAGGAGGACGAAACGUUUCCCACGGCCGUGGAGGCGCCGGAAAUAUCUACUCCACCACCACCCAAACCCAACCCACCUGCAAAGACCUCAUUACCCCAACCAUCAAGCAAGAUACCUUCACAACCGGCCGCGGCGGCUCAGGCAACAUGGUCCAGUACGAUCCUGAGCGACCGGAGAUCGCGCGCGAGCUGCAGGACGUAGAAUCGCCGCCGCAGCGGGUGGAAGAGGCCCCGCAUCACACGGGUCGGGGCGGCGCUGCGAAUGCGUACUUCCCCACGCCCGAGGAGGAGAAGAGAGUUCGCGAGCAGGAGGAGGAGAAUCUGCAACGGGUGCGGACCGCGUCGAGGGAUCGGCUGAAGGAUGUCACGCAGGCCAGUAGUGAGAAGCGCGGGGAUUCGUCUUCGCGGUAG
Aspergillus clavatus NRRL 1 is the source of this 414-nucleotide messenger RNA. RefSeq names its product DUF3602 domain-containing protein. The transcript is spliced from 3 exons. Lineage: Eukaryota; Fungi; Ascomycota; Eurotiomycetes; Eurotiales; Aspergillaceae. Bases 1 to 414 code for a protein of 137 amino acids. The record is from RefSeq and is a predicted model, not a curated record.